This is a messenger RNA of Equus caballus (horse), 1963 nucleotides long. RefSeq names its product septin 14 (gene SEPTIN14). The record is from RefSeq and is a predicted model, not a curated record. Gene Ontology annotation, molecular function: molecular adaptor activity; GTP binding; GTPase activity. Gene Ontology annotation, biological process: cytoskeleton-dependent cytokinesis; intracellular protein localization. Gene Ontology annotation, cellular component: microtubule cytoskeleton; septin complex; septin ring. NCBI's taxonomy places the organism in Eukaryota, Metazoa, Chordata, Mammalia, Perissodactyla, Equidae.
ACUUCUCCUCCCUUGUUCCAAACUGUUGCAAACACAGUGAAUAUUUGGUCCAUAACUGGAGACAGUGGAAACGACACCAGCUUUGGAGUUAGUUCAGACCUGCAUCUGCUGCAUAGCUGAAAUCUUGGGCAACUCUUUCAGUCUGGCAUGGCAGAAAAACCAAUGAAUAUGUCCACACAAAUACCUGAUGAAGAAGAUGUGCGAAAAGAAGAUAAUAUUCGUUCCUUAACUAUGCUCGAUCAUUUUGGUUUUGAAUGUUUGCCUCAUCAAUUGGUGAACAAAUCUAUUCAACAAGGAUUCUCUUUUAAUAUUCUCUGUGUGGGGGAAACUGGAAUUGGAAAAUCAACACUGAUUGACACAUUGUUUAAUACUAAUUUGAAAGACAAAAAAUCCUCACAUUUUUACUCAAAUGUUGGACUCAAAAUUCAGACAUAUAAACUUCAGGAAAACAAUGUUCAGUUGAAAUUAACUGUUGUGAAUACAGUGGGAUAUGGUGAUCAAAUAAACAAAGAAGCCAGCUACCAACCAAUAGUUGACUACAUAGAUGCUCAAUUUGAGGCCUAUCUUCAAGAAGAAUUGAAAAUUAAACGUUCCUUCAUUGACUACCAUGAUUCUCGUAUCCAUGUGUGCCUGUACUUCAUUUCACCUACAGGACAUUCUCUGAAGUCCCUUGAUUUAUUAACCUUGAAGAAUAUUGACACUAAGGUGAACAUUAUACCACUGAUUGCCAAAGCAGAUACAUUGUCAAAAAGUGACUUACAGAAAUUUAAGUUUAAGAUAAUGAAUGAAUUGGUUAGUCAUGGCAUACAGAUAUACCAGUUCCCAACAGAUGAUCAAAGUACUGCUCAAGUGAACUCCUCAAUGAAUGGACACUUACCUCUUGCUGUAGUGGGAAGUACGGAUGAAGUGAAAGUUGGAAAAAGGGUGGUCAGAGGCCGUCAGUACCCUUGGGGAGUUUUACAAGUGGAAAAUGAGAAUCACUGUGACUUUGUUAAGCUCCGGGAUAUUCUUCUUAGCACAAAUAUGGAAGACCUGAAACAACAAACCCACACUUGGCACUAUGAAAAUUAUAGGUGCUGCAAACUGCAGGAGAUGGGCUUCAGUGAUGUUGGCCCAAAUAACCAGCCAGUUAGUUUUCAAGAGAUCUAUGAAGCCAAAAGACAGGAGUUCUCUGAUCAAUGUCAGAGGGAAGAAGAGGCGUUGAAACUGAAGUUUAUGCAGCUAGUAAAGGAGAAAGAAGCAACAUUUAAAGAAGCUGAAAAAGAGCUACAGGACAAGUUUGAGCAUCUUAAAAGAGUGCAACAAGAGAAGACAAUGCAACUUGAGGAGGAGAGAAGACAAUUGGAAGAAGAAAUAAUAGAUUUUUAUAAAAUGAAAGCUGCCUCUGAAACAUUGAAGACUCAGGUGUGCACCAAUAUAAAGAAAGACAAAGAUCAUAAGAAAUAGUCCUUUCUUACCAUUCUUUAUGUUGUAGUGCUCUAUCAUUUUUGAUGCUAUCUUUCUGUGAGAUUGUCUUCAUGGCACUUAACUCUGAUUAAAGUUUUACUAAUUUUUAAUGUUUUUGCCUGUAUAUUUUCCCCAACUAGAAUGUGAGCUCCUUGAGAGCAAGUACUUUGACCAGCUUAUUAGAUGCUCUAUCUUCAGUGUUUAGAACAAAGAGUUGCACAGAGUUGGCAAUCAAUAAAUAUCUACUAAAAUGAAAAGAAGUAAGAGACUACAUAGCACAGUGUAAAAAGUGCUGGUUAGCUGUGGGAAUUCUUGUACCAUAGCCCUGCCUGUGGCUCCAGUGCACAAGUAUGAUUUUUUUCAUAUCUAAAUAGAAGUGGGAGAUUUCUUAAGGAGUCAUAGGCGUAAAAUAUUAUGUUACAAAAAGCUAAUUCUUAGGCUUAUUUUUCUUAUCAAUUCUAUUGAUAAUGAUCCUUAAUAGUUUGUAUUACAAUAAAGGUUGAGUUUUUAAUUAGAA